CACGAGACUUGGGGCUGCGCACUCGAGGGCGGCACGGGGCGGCCGGGGUGCGGAGCCCGGUGAGGGGCGGAGCUGGCGAUGGCGUCCGGAGCGGUUCGCCGGUUGGCGAUGGCAGCCUUCGGCCCCGGGGCUCACCGGAGCGUGCCGGGAGGGCGGAAUGGUGGCGCUGUGUCCACCAUGAGGGGCAGCUCAGGGUGGAGCCUGGUACCGUCGAGGUCAGUCAUCGCCACCCGCAGCGGCGCCAUUUUGCCCAAACCCGUGAAAAUGUCUUUCGGCCUUCUCCGUGUGUUUUCCAUUGUGAUCCCCUUUCUCUAUGUUGGGACGCUCAUUAGCAAGAACUUCGCUGCUCUACUUGAGGAGCAUGACAUCUUUGUCCCAGAGGAUGACGACGAUGAUGAUUAACAGAGCAUGGAGGAACUACAGAAAGGAGAAAGCACUACCAGAAGAAAUGGUGACACUCUCAGCUCCUUCCCCACCAGCUGAAAGCCCUCAGCCUUGCCGCCUUUGUGGCCUAUGACCACCACCCAGAACCCUGCGCCUUGGGAGUUUCCCUCAAAUGUGCUGUCCACUGAGCACAGGAAAUGACAAGCAAUCAAAUUAUGAAUAACAUAAUAAACAUGACUUAUUACUGAAAAA
Molecule: messenger RNA, 636 nt
Organism: Nannospalax galili (Upper Galilee mountains blind mole rat)
Lineage: Eukaryota; Metazoa; Chordata; Mammalia; Rodentia; Spalacidae
Gene: Smdt1
Product: single-pass membrane protein with aspartate rich tail 1
Exons: 3
Coding region: 79-402 (107 amino acids)
Biological process (GO): calcium import into the mitochondrion; mitochondrial calcium ion homeostasis
Cellular component (GO): uniplex complex; mitochondrial inner membrane
Source: RefSeq, a predicted model, not a curated record